Fusarium tjaetaba is the source of this 2610-nucleotide messenger RNA. Its product is annotated as 30S ribosomal S17P protein. Bases 1 to 2610 code for a protein of 869 amino acids. Lineage: Eukaryota; Fungi; Ascomycota; Sordariomycetes; Hypocreales; Nectriaceae. The transcript has a single exon. Gene Ontology annotation, molecular function: protein binding. The record is from RefSeq and is a predicted model, not a curated record.
AUGUCAGAGCAAGGCGAGAGUAAAUCAUUGAUCGAUGAGCUCGAUUCCUUCAUCGACAUAGCUCGGGAAGUUGUGGAGGUAGCACCACCAGACGAGCCCGAUCGCAUCAUCUGGCUUCACGAGCUGGGAAACACUCUACGCCGCCGCUUCAGCGUUACUGGGGUACUCACUGAUCUCGAAGAUUCAAUCAAGGUCGGGCAAGAAGCAAUCGAUACCGCUCCGAAUGAUUACAUCCAUCGAGGCGCUCUCCUGGACAGCCUCGGUGUUUACUUGUCGAUCCGAUUCGCUCAAAUUGGAUCACUACCUGAUCUCGAACGAGCUAUUCAAGUCACACGGCAUGCAAUCGAUGUGGCAGCUGACUCAGAUGGUAAAGCCUUCCGGCUGACUCACUUGGCAAAUCACCUUGGGGAGCGCUACGAGAGAACAGGAUCUUCUAUAGAUCUUGAAGAGGCGAUAGAAGUAGCCCAGCCAGCCGUGGACUUGGAUCCGCUCGAUAGUCCGAGGAGACCAAGGCGACUUAAUACUCUUGCAAACCAGCUACACGAACGAUAUGGAAGAACCGGGAUUCUUGCAGAGCUCAACAGAGUUAUUGACAUAUGUCGUGGUAUCACCGAAGCUGCUGCUGAGGGCUCAUCCGAUCAAGCUCUCUUCAAGUCCAACUUUGCUGGUCAUCUUGGAGACCGCUACCUCAGGACAGGCAACACGAAUGACCUUGAUGAAGCAAUUCAACUCGGACAAGAGGCAUUGACCACCCUGCCACUAGGACACGCAGAUAUCUCAAGUCUUUCGAGCAACCUCUCCAUCUGGCUCGCUAAGCGGUACGUACGAAACCGAGAAACGAGUGAUGUUGAAGAGGCUAUCAAGAUGGGGCACCAAUCCAUUGCUGUCGCUCAACCAGGAAACCCCAGUCUAGCUCAGUACAUGAGCAAUCUCGCAGACUGUUAUUGGAAUCGCCACACCUUGAAUAACUGUAUGGAUGACUUUGAUGCUGCCGUAAAUCUCUAUCGGUCUGCUCUGGAUCACUCCAAUUCCAACAUCCAGACAGGAAUCGCUGCUGGAAAGGCUCUCUUUGAGACAUUUGCACACACUUCUCGUUGGCAGCAUGCUCUUUAUGCUUCUCAAGCAACCUUCGAUUUACUGCCUCAACUGACACCGAGGUCCCUCGGCUUCGCCGACAAGCAGCGUAUGUUGGGCCGAAUAGUAGACCUUGCUUGCGAUACCGCAGCAGUGGCACUUCACGCUGGCAAGGAACCCUUUUUUGCACUAAGCGUACUUGAAAGGGGUCGCGGAGUACUUGCUGCGGCAAUUCAACAGAUCCGCGUUGAUGUUCUCGACCUCGAAGAUGUCCACCCUGAACUGGCUAGACGAUUUCAGGAACUCAGUCAGGUGCUUGAUGCGCCAAUUCGGAGUGUCGACUCGGCUUCAGCACAGGCAAUCGCAAAUCGCCGAGGCGAGGCAAGCACCGAAUUAGAGAGCCUCAUUAUUGAGAUUCGCAAACAUCCGGGAUUCAGUGACUUCCUGGAAUCACCAAGUGAGGAUGAAAUUCGAGCCGCAGCCAGUCUAGGACCUAUCAUAGUUAUCAACCUAAGCAAGUUUCGCUGCGACGCCAUCCUUGUCGAACAACAUCAAAUCAGGUCCUUACCGUUACCUAAUUUGACCAUGGACAAAAUGAAUGAGAAAGAGAGCCAAGGUUCAUUGACGAGCCCUUCCAUGCUGGAAUGGCUUUGGGAUGUAGUUGCUGGCCCUAUUCUGCAGGCCCUAGGUAUUUCGAACCACCGGUCAGGCGAUGACUGGCCUCACAUCUGGUGGAUCCCAACUGGUAGACUGAGUAGACUCCCUUUCCACGCCUUUGGACAUCAUUAUCCAGGAUCGACCGAAACAGUGCUGGAUAGAGUCAUCUCAUCGUACAGUUCAUCGAUUCAAGCACUUAUCAAUGGCCGAAAGCUUCGCUCAGAUCCCACCCAGGACAAAGCUGUUUUAGUAACUAUGGAAGAUACUACUGAACAAAUCAAGCUUCCCUUCGUCAAAGAAGAGGUAUCGGGUAUUGCCAAGCUCUGCAAGUCAAUGAACCUCCAGUCUUGCGUUGCUGACCAGCACAAACAAGCGAUUUUGGACGAACUUCAAAAUUGCAAGAUCUUUCACUUUGCUGGCCAUGGUAAGACGGAUGGCAAUCCUUCUCAAAGUGGGCUGCUUCUCAGUGAUGGCUUAUUGAAAGUACCUGAACUUAUGGACAUCAAUCUUCGGGAAAACGCACCAUUCUUGGCAUAUCUUUCAGCUUGCGGGACAGGUCAGAUUGGAGGGAACGCUUUCUUUGACGAGAGCAUCCACCUCAUCAGCGCAUGCCAAUUAGCGGGAUUUCGGCAUGUAGUCGGUACACUCUGGGAAGUCAGCGAUAAGUCAUGUGUUGAGAUAUCACAGAAUGUGUAUGAGUCGAUAAGGGAUGAAGGGUUCUCAGACGGAUCUGUUUGCUGGGGUCUGCACAAAGCUAUGAGGCGGCUCCGAGAUACGUGGUUAAGUACACUAGAGCACCGCCAGGGCCAGAUAGAUUACAUUGGAGGUGACGGGACAUGGUCCAGAGACACCUUAUCUUAUAAUAAGCAUCGUGUUUAA